This is a messenger RNA of Cucumis sativus (cucumber), 1113 nucleotides long. RefSeq names its product 50S ribosomal protein L24, chloroplastic. The transcript has 5 exons. Lineage: Eukaryota; Viridiplantae; Streptophyta; Magnoliopsida; Cucurbitales; Cucurbitaceae. Gene Ontology annotation, cellular component: mitochondrion; ribosome. The record is from RefSeq and is a predicted model, not a curated record. Gene Ontology annotation, molecular function: RNA binding; structural constituent of ribosome. Gene Ontology annotation, biological process: translation. The coding region runs from base 122 to 697 and encodes 191 amino acids.
AAUACGUUGUCGUUUAAAGCCCAAGUACACAACUUCUUUCUAUCCGUCUUCGCCAUUUUGCAGUUUGCAAUUGCUUAUCCAUUUGUUCUCAGUUCGCGGAGCCAAGCCUACAGCACCAAAAAUGGCAGCCAUGGCUGCGCUUCAGAGCUCCAUGACCGCUCUAUCCCUCUCUUCCAAUUCCUUCCUCGGCCAACGCCUUCCGCCGCCCACAAUUUAUGCUGCCCCCAUAACGUCAAAAGAGAAGCCAUGUCUCAUAGUAAUGAAGCUUAAAAGAUGGGAACGGAAGGAAUGCAAGCCAAACAGCCUUCCAGUAGUACACAAAAUGCAUGUUAAGAUUGGAGACACAGUGAAAGUUAUAGCUGGUCGUGAUAAGGGAAAAAUUGGAGAAAUCACCAAAAUCUUUAAACAUAAUAGCAAAGUGGUAGUCAACGAAAUAAAUCUGAAGACAAAGCAUGUGAAGAGCAGAGAGGAGGAAGAACAAGGACAGAUUAUUAAGAUCGAAGCACCCAUCCACAGCUCCAAUGUGAUGCUUUACUCAAAAGAGCAGGAUGUAGUGAGCCGGGUUGGUCACAAAGUUCUUGAAGAUGGAAAACGAGUACGUUACCUCAUAAAAACUGGGGAAAUAAUUGACAGCACUGAAAAUUGGAAAAAAUUGAAGGAAGCGAAUAGCAAAGCUGAAGUGGCUACAACUGCCUGAGAAUCGUUUUUCAAUUGUACCUACCACUGAUGUAGUUAUGUUGAAGGGUUGCAAUUGUCUUCUUCACAAUUUUUGCAAUGACUACUGCUCUUGUCUUUAACUAUAAGGUUUUUAACGAAAACAAACUGCUAUCCUAGUCUUUCAUUUUCAUUUCUUCGUUUUCAUCUUAACAACUACAUUAGAUGCUUCCAUGUAGUUCCUCAAAAGUAAAAAAGCAGUGAACAUCUGUUAAAAAUAAAUAUUAGAAUGCAGAUAUGUUUAAAACGGUUAGAGAUUUGGAAUUGGCUAUAUAUUUGUUUAUGGUUGCUGGAGUUUGUUUUUGGAUUGUCUCGGAAGUUCUCUUUCUCACGAUGUCAUUCUUGUAGUUUUAUAUUUUCCUUACCUGGAAAUUUUGGAGAGUUAUUUUUUCUGGAUUA